UCUCUGUUUAAAAAGGAAAAAAAAAAAAAAAGAAAGAAAGAAAAAAAAAAGAACAAGACGACGGCGAUUAGGAUACUUAAGUGGAAGGGUUCCUUGGCCAGGGGUCAUGGGGCACCUACAACCCCCAAUGGGCACUGCAGUAUCAAGCCCUCUCUGCCUUACUUUACCCUUCUCACUUCCCUGGUCCUCCUAGUCUUCCUCUCCCAGCUACCUUGCUGUCACAGCACGACAGGCAGCUUCAAUUUACAUAUGUUUUAGCCACGAGGACUUGGAAUCUAGGCCUUUCUCCAACCAUCUUUUUGUUUUGUUUUGUUUUGUUUGGAGUGCUCCCCUUCCCCGCCCUCUUGCAAUGGCUUCACUUUGGUUCUUUGGGUCAGGUGGUUGGUUAGCUGACUCAAAUCCUUGCAGAGAGAACUCUCCCCCACCCCCACCCAGGAAGGAGUUUUGUGUGGGGUGUGUGUGGUGGGGGGGAGGGUUGGGAGGGUGUGUGUGUGUGUUUGUGUGUGUGUUCAUUUUCUUUUCCCACCAUUUUUCUUCAAAUGGCCCCAGUCCUCGGUGUAGCCUGUGCACCCACGAGUAAUUGCUUUACUGUUUUUCCUGGGGCUCAUGUUGGUGAGACUGCAGGGUGCUAUGCGCUUCGUUUUCCAUUUCCCACACAGGAAAUUAAGCUUUCCCCUCCAUUCGAACUUUUUUUUUUUUUUAAAAAAAAACAUGAUGUGGAUGUGAAAAUUAACCCCCCAAAAUAGCACAUGGCUUUUGAUUUUAUUGACCGGAACUUCACUUGGUCUAGCAGUAGUGGGUUUUGUUGUUGUUGUUGUUGUUGUUGUUGUUCUUUUUCAAAGCAAUGUUCCAGAAAGAUUGCUGUAUUUGGUUUGUUUUUGAUGGAAGCUUUGACUUCCUGAGCCUCUGUCUACUGCCCUCUCAGAUAGGGGCAGGUCUGAAUGGUCCAACCAGACGAAUAUUGUUGGCUUUGUAAUACCUUUAAUUGAAAAGGGAAGGUUUGAAUGGAAGCAGCCUUAGAACAUAGGGGCAUGAACAGUCUCCCCAAGACCUUAGGAGGUUGUAUUUGAAAUACAGUUUGGGAAACCCUGCACCUUUGCACCUUUCCUACCUUUUAGAUGCCGCAUUGCCUUUUCAUCUUUUCUUUUAUCAUUUAUCGAAGUGCUAAUGAAAAAUUAAGCUCUGUGUCAUGAUUGUCAUUGUGUUGCCAAGACAGUUGUCCCUUUUUUUAAGUCACCGUGGAAAUUAUGUUUGGCCAUAUUAUUCACAGAAAAGGGAUUUGAAGCCGUGUGAGCAGUUUUAACGAUUAAGGUUUCAGAUGUAAACUUUGGUCAUAAGGCAUAGAUAACUAGCUCCAAGUGUAUGGGGGCUUUUCUUUGCAUUUAUAUUUGAAGGGUUUUUACAUUUAAAGGCUGAAAGAAAUAAUAUUAUAUAGAAAUAAGUAGGAAAAAAAUCUUAGCAUGUUCAUUCUAACACGGCUUUUGAAAAAGAAUCUUCACAAAUUAAACCGAGAAAUAGUGAGUGGAGACGGGAUGAAUAGCACUGGUGGGUCUUCUCAGUUAUGUUAAAUAAGAGUCGUCUGUUCUUUAUGACUUGAUUUUAUGCUACCUCACGGGGAAGGGGGAGAAAAAAAACAACCCAGAGCUAAACCCAUACUAACGCUUCUAGGGUCUCAAUUUUAAUUGAUGAAGAAGAUAUUGUUUGGUUUUUUAAAUUUAAUUCUGUAUGUUCAAAGCAUCCUAUGAUGAAGAAGAUAUUGUUUGAUAUUUUAAAUUUGAUUCUGUAUGUUCAAAGCAUCUUGAACCUUUGGGUAGCGUGAUUUAAAAAAAAAAAAAACAUUAAUUCAGAGAGUUUAAAAACACCAUGUCUCCAACAGGCAGCUCUUCUAAACUACGGUGCUGAGUCCAGCUGCUUUUUAAAUGUUUUUCUAAGCAAGACUAUUUGAAUAUGUAUCUGUUUGCCUACCUAAAUAUGUGGGGAGUAAAAUAAUUUAAAGUGCUUAGCUGUAGUAUAUGGUUUGGAAAAGCAGAUGAUGUCAAGAAUUAUGCAGAUCCAUUUAGCAAAUUCGGACAGCAUUUUGAAAAUGAUUUAUGAAUGCAACUAAAAUUCAUGUUGAAGUUAAGAACAUUAACAAUAUUUUCAUAUGUCAUGCUAUUGAAAAUACUGAAUGCUUUUAUUAGCCGGUGCUUCCGGCAUUUUCCUGAGAUGGCUACGAGGAGUCAAGUCCGUGGAAAUACCUGUACGAUCAGUUCGGACUACUCAAAAAAAAAAAAAAAAACAGAUUGUUGCAGUCCAACAAAAAUAGUUUGCCUAAGUUAGAAUUUAAAAGGCAAAAACACAUUCACAGCUCUAUAUUUUAAUUGUGUUCAUUAAGAAGGCAAAUGCAUGCUGUAAAUAUCUGUGUUUAGAAUGAAAUGUUAUAUUUUCAGUUUGUUUAUAAGUUUUUUUUCCACAGAUUAUUGCUGCACCUAAAAUAAUCAAGAAUGUCAAGAUAUUAACAGUAGAAAUUGUAAUUUCUACUUUUUUUAUAACUUCUGGAAAUCAAGAAAGCAUUAUUGAAGAAAAAGAUAUGUUUAAGACAAUUUUUAGAAACUCCUGCAUCGUUCACACGGUGCUUUUGGCUCAGAAAAAUUUGAAAACCACAUUUUGACUUUCAAUUUCAAAACUAUCUGGUAAAUUAAAACCUUAUCAGUCAGCAUUGAAUAUGGACAAGUAUUAGAUGAUAUUAGAUUAUCCAAAUAAUUAUAAUUAAAUUUGCUAAUUUUAUUAGAUAGCCAUGAAAAUAUUUAAUAUUGAAAUGGAACUUAUUUUAUAUAUUCUGCUCUCAAAAAUAGAGGAAGCAGAAAAGCAAAACAUUUUUAAUUGUUGAAUCUAGUGAUGCUGAUACAUGCCAGGAUAUUUUAAACAUUUUUAAUUGUUGAAUCUAGUGAUACUUAUGCAUGCCAGGACAUUUUACUGCUUUGCAUUUUUCUCAAUAUAGUUUGUAGCUUGGAGAAAUUAUAAAUAAAAACUUUAAAAGUAUGUAUUUGUCUUAAUCAAAUGAGACAAAAGAGACAAUAUGUAAAUACAUAUUUAAACUUAUAUAAUUAAAAGGGAAGUAGCUAAACCUGAGAAUUUGAUUUUAAAAAAUCAUUACCUGGAAUUUUAAAUUUCUAAUUAGAAGGGGAAACUGUAGAUACUGAUUUUAGUGUUUGUUGUCUCAUAUGUAAUUAAAAAUAAAUAUCUAAAAUGAAAGAUUUUAUUUAUAUAAAAAUUUAAUAUUGAGCUUUCACAUCCCUAUUGAGGACAAAACUACAGAAAUGGAUUACAAAGUAGUAUGUGGAUAUGCGUAUCUUAUACACCUCAAAACAAACCACGGUGGAAGCCUUAACAUUUAAAACAGUAGCCCAUACUUUUAAAUAGUGGUUUGAAGAGAAAAGGACAGAUUUGUUGGUGAUGGUUGCAGCAGGAGGCUGUGUAUGCAUAGAGAUUUACGGCUAGGUACGGGAAAAUGUGUGAUGAAUAAGGAGGGGUUUAAGGAGAACUUGCAAGCAGCAAAAUAACCCAACAAAAUCCUCCCCGAGGACCAGACUGGACGUAAAGGCCUUUGGUGCAAUGUCCCUUUUUAUGGAACCCUCAUGUUUUCUUGCUAGACUCUUCUGUGAUGGAUCGGCAUUCUGGCAGCUGUCAUCUUUUACUUCUGAAUUGUCUUUUCCUUUAUCGGUGCCAGCAAUUUGCCUCCCACUCUAGGGUCUGUCCCCUGGUGUUUGUGGCUUAGGACACUGAUUCUUCCUGUAUGUGGACCCCACCAUUGCCGUGUUCCCUGGAGGGUUUUUUUUUUUUUUUAAACUCAGCUGUCCCGGGUUAGACGCAUAGUUUAAGUUCCUUCGCUGUGAAUGAGGACUGAUUUUUCUGUAUUCUUUUUAAAGCUCAGCACAACAACUAUACGAAAUUCUACUCAUUUAUAUUUUUGUGUUCAUAUUAGUAAGGUUAAUUUUGUUAAAAACAGAAUGGGGUUUGAUUUUUGUGUCCAAGCCAGAGGCACUUGUUGGUACUUUUCAGGAGCUGGGUCCUGCCUUAGGUCUGGAGCAUCCAUCACAAUAUCCCUCGGCAGCGUGUGAUAAAGGCAGAGUGAUGGAUGGAAGUCUGGGAAUUCAGUCUGAGCCCUGCUCUGCUGUGGAUGUAAUCUUUUUGGACAUCUUUAGUCUCCUUGCUAAAUUGAGGAUUUUGAGUGAAGUGAUCUCCGGUGGCCCCAUCAAUUCAACAGUGUUUCUGCCGUUCUGUUUUAAUAUUUGUUUCUCCUGACCAAAGCACACAACCUUACCUUUAAAUUGAAAAGGAGAAAUCUAUAGUCAACAACAGUGUUGGCUGUCAGCUCAAGGCUACGGAAGAAAAAUACUUUAGAGUAGCCCAAUACUGUACAAAAGUAACUUUUUGACAUCUUGUCUGCCAAGCCCAGGGUUGAAGUCAGUGCCUCGUACAGGCAAUUGCGAGCAGCUGGCUUCAGGAACCUGUGAGGAUUUAUAAAGUUAAAUAAUAAUUAAAAAAUGAAAUCUGGGAAUGACUGAAAGGGGGAAGCUGAGUUGGUUAAGGUGCCGUGUUGCUCUUGUUUUCUCGGCUCUUGAGAUGAAUCUGAACCAGGGUGGGAUUGCUUGGCUAGUGCUGACCACUGACCUAUACUCUGCUGUAAAAGCGUGCACGACUAUACAUGAACGCCAACGUUAAUUGCUCCUAGAUUAGUUUGAAACUAGCCCAUUAUUUUUGAUAAAAUGUGUGCUUUUUGGGGGGGGGCGAGAACCUAAGGAUUAACUGUGGUUUUAGGAACCUGAGGUCCUUACUCAGUCUUGACUGUGAUAUUAGUGAAGAUUUACGUGUGCUUACUGUGUGCCUGGUGAGGCUGAGCCUUUUCCAUGUGUGACCUUUGUUGUCCUGGAUGAAGUUGGUGCUCAUGGUUCAGAUGAGCAGAGUGAUGAUGGGUAGAGGAACUGACCCCGUCACCCAUCCCGCGAGUGUGGGAUUGUGGGCCACAGUGGGUAUGGAAGGACUUACUUGUUUAACUACAUGGUUUUUUUGUUUUGUUUUCUCUUGCUAGCCUGGUUUUUUUACUUCUUUUUGCAGCCAUCCACGGUCAGUUUUAGCUUGCUCAUCGUAGGGCCUCAGUCUGCUGGAGAAUCAUGUCUUUGUCUGUAGGCUCCAAAUAUGAAAUCAUUGUAUAUUUCUCUUUAGAUAUAUUUGCUUUUCUGCAUGUAAAGGUUCCAUUUGAGCUGGGAGACUGACUUGCGAACGAGGGUGCUUUGUUGGAUGAAAGUGAAGCAUACUUUUAUUUUUGCAGCAGCAGGAAGAAAGUAAACAUGAGUAUAGCACAGACCUGUGCUUCCAGCUCACUCGGCUCAGCUUGUCCAGACCCCUGAACAAACACGGAUGGGCUUCCUCUUCUCACUUCUCUGUAGGAAGUUCUUUAGACUAUAAAUUCCAAAUGCUACUUGGAAUUUUUCAAUGCUUGCUUGAUUGCUUGCCAUGGGCAGGUCACAAGCCGUGGUUUAGAUGAUACAAAGGUUUUAGAAGGUGGUGAUGGACUGUAUUAUGGUCUUUCCUGAUUGUGAUUCUUGUGUUUUAACUCAGGUCUAAAUGACCAAAUUUCCUGGGACUUUUGGGGCAGGAGUUUUGGAAACUGUCUAUUUUUAAGAAGUAGAAUGAGGGUGGUCUUUGAAAAGGUGGUAUUCUGAGUUCAGUCCUGAUGUGCAAACAUUCCAGGAACGAUUAAUAGCAACAGCGAGGCUGGAUGGUGGGGUGGGAAGGGUUGGUGCACCUGAGCUGCCCCCAUCCUCGUCUUCUGGCUGGGAUAUUUUAAAGCGUAGUUCUGAGUGUUUGUAAGUGUUGCUUUUAAUCCUAGAAUCUCAUGGUUGUAAUUUCACCUCUUAGCGCCUAGUAAUUGUAGGAGUGAAUAGAAGAGGAUGUGUGCGGCCAGCUAAUAACCCAGCGGCACUGGCUCAGGUGCGAGAUGGCUUAGACUGUGUCUCACGGUGCCGCUUCCCUCUAGGAAGGCCCGGGAUGACUCAAAGGGGUCUAGGCUCAAGCCCCACAGCAGAAGAUGUCAUGCAUCUGGGAUAUUGAUAAAAGAUGUCUGUGCUGUGUUUAUGGAUCUGCUUUGCUUUUUUUAAAAAUACAUUUUUUUUUAAAGCAAACUGAGACGAGGUAUUUCCAUGGCUUGUUCUCCUUGAGCCUCUACCAUAGCAGCCUGUGUGCACCAGCAAAGUGCAAGGCUCUCAGCUCCAAGAUGCUCUCACGGAUUUCUGUGCAGAGGGAUUAUGUGAUUACUUCAUGUGUGGAUUUUGUUGUUGUUAUUUUGAUUUUUUUUGUUUUUUUUUUUUGCUAGCAUUAUGUGAUAGCAUUUUGGUAUCAAUAAUCAAGCUUCAUUUGUACUAUUAAUUUUUAAAUAAGAAAAUUAUGUUAUUUAUUAUUUUAAUUUACUACUAAGCAUAAAAAAAUCAACACUUGAUUAUUGAAAUUCACCACUAAUUAUUUCCAUGAUCGAUACUGUAGGGAAAAAGGACCUUGUUGUUUAGAUUACCUGUCAUUAGUAACUGUCUCUUAGAAGAUAGCCUUUCACAUUGGUCUAAACAAGAAGCUUAAAUUUUCAACUGAAAUUUAACCCUUGAGUGUCCAUUGCCUCCUUCCCAUACUGGUGAAGCUGGGUCUUUUUCCUGUCUGCUUUGUCUCCUUAGCUUACAGUACCCUGUAGCCAUCCACAUAGCUGUGCCCAAUCACAGCACAUGCAGGAGUGUUUCUUUCUCUGUCCAUUUGUGUCUCCAUCACCGGGGAUAAAGCCGUGGCCAUGGGGUUUGAUUGGCUGCACUAUGAUUUGAAUGCAGCCAUUGGUCAACAGUUUUGCGGGUUGUUUAUAUUUUAAUUCCAUUGCAUUUGCUGAGCUGAUUGUCAUGUUAAACUAUGCAUUUAUAUGACAUGGUAACGUUAUACUUUAGCUUUUAUUUUAUCUUUCUGAGGAAAUUUAGAGGUGAUAUUGCAAGUGAUAAUUGAUCUUUAUGAAAAAAAGAUUACCUCUGUAUUUUAGUAAAACAAAGCAAGUAUGUUUUGCUUGUUUACAAUGUGUUUUAAUUUUCACAACUAUUUAUAGAUUACUACCUCCUUUACCAAAAGAACUGCAGUAACUAAAAACACACAUUGGUGUAGCUGUUCCUAAGCGGGAAGACUCCAGGGCAGCCUUUGAAGUGUUGGGUUGUGUAGUCACUUGGUUAGGUUGAUACUGUCUCCUCACCUGAUGGCCUUGUGUGUCUGUCUGCCCAUGCCUUUCUGCUUUUCCUGCCCGGACGGCCCGACGGCAACACCACAACUACAGGAGCUGGAUGAGCCAAAUCAAGUCAAAGGCGUGUCCACAAGAAUGUCCAAGGAAGUUAAGAACUGGUGCAAGAAAAGAUAGGAGUGGAGUUGAGACCCUAGUGUGACAGAGGCAAGCUUGUAACACAGCUGGCUGAUGACCGCAUGGCACUGGUGUCAGGCAUCAGCCUAGAUCCAGAAGCAGCGAUUGGUGUGACAAAGCGGUCACCUCCCCAAUGGGUGGACGGAGUAGAUGAAGUACAGUAUGAUGUUGGCCGCAUAAAACAGAAGAUGAAGGAGUUAGCCAGCCUUCACGACAAGCAUCUGAAUAGGCCCACCUUGGAUGACAGCAGCGAGGAAGAGCAUGCCAUCGAGAUAACCACCCAAGAGAUCACACAGCUCUUUCAUAGGUGCCAGCGUGCUGUGCAGGCCCUGCCCAGCCAGGCGAGAAGGGCCUGCUCCGAGCAGGAGGAGCGGCUGCUGCGGAACGUGGUGGCCUCCUUGGCACAGGCCCUGCAGGAGCUGUCCACCAGCUUCCGGCAUGCACAGUCCGGCUACCUGAAACGCAUGAAGAACCGAGAGGAGCGGUCCCAGCAUUUCUUCGACACGUCAGUGCCACUGGUGGAUGACGGAGACGAUGCUGUCCUGUAUGGUCAGGGUUUCACGGAUGAGCAGCUGGUCCUGGUAGAGCAGAACACACUGAUGGUGGUGGAGAGGGAGCGGGAGAUCCGUCAGAUCGUGCAGUCCAUUGCCGACCUCAGUGAGAUCUUCAGGGACUUGGGAGCCAUGAUUGUGGAGCAGGGUACAGUCCUUGACAGAAUUGACUAUAAUGUUGAACAGUCCUGUGUCAAGACUGAAGAUGGCUUGAAACAGCUUCACAAGGCAGAGCAGUACCAAAAGAAGAACCGGAAGAUGCUUGUGAUCUUGAUCCUGGUUGUCAUCAUCGUAGUCCUCACCGUGGUCCUCAUCGGCGUAAAGUCUCGCUAGUGGCGCCAAGUUCUGGAGCGUGCUACUGCAUGGGUUCCUGGGGUAGGAGGGCUUGGCUGGCACCACUUCACUGUACUGCCUACAGAGCACAGCCCACUGGCCCAACAGCGGGCUGCGGGCCUUCCUGUGGAUGCCCUCUCUUGGUGGACUGGAGUGCAGGCAUGGCUGUGGGUUUCCAUCUCUGUCCAGGGUUUAAGGACCUGAGGCUGUUGCUGAAGAGACUGGCCCUGUGGCCAGCUGUGAUCUAAACACUUACUAGAAAGUGAGGGAACGCAGGUUUGCAGGCCUUGCUGAGGCUCCAGUGUGGUGUGCAUGUGCUUAUUGCUAGCGCUCACGUCUGAGCAGCAUGUUCAAUAAUUUUUCAGAAAUUUUUUUUUUUAGCCAUCUGGUUUUUAAGAAGUUUGGUACCAAAAAUUUAUGAGUAGAGGCAAACUGCCUCUUCAUCUUCCCAGCUGAAAACAAACCAAGACGUCCUUCAAGAAUUUAUAAUCCAUUCCCCAUUAACUUAAUUUAGCUUUUCCAUCACUGUUAACGAUCAGAGUAACAAAGUGUGAAAAAUAAGAAACCAUCAUUGAUGUUAAUUAACACAUUUAGACGGGCCAGUUAAACCAGCUUCAUGCGUUUAAAUCAAUUGUAAAUAGCGUAUUCCUCAUUCAGAAUUUUGCACUACAUUUUCUGCUGUAAACCAAGAGGGGUUACUAAGCAAAACCUCCUGAAUCAGAGAGUUGGUCAUUUGAACUGACCUCACAUUACAAGAAAACUUGACGGUAUCACGAACUAGAUUGAGCCAUGUGUCCCCAGCCAUUCUUCCUCAGUCUAUCACUUACAUUCUAGCUACGUAAUCACCUGUCCAAACCUGACUCCACUUAGUGAGCUGUAAAUUACACAGAGGCCGUUUUAGAUGGGCCACUCCAUUUAGGAUUAGUGGAUCUCAAAUUAUUAGCCAAACAUCACUCCAUUUCAAAGUAAAAUAUUCUACCCAUGAUUUGAUUUAUCGACUCUUCCAUUGCCACUUAACAAUGCCCAGAAAGCAGGUAUUCCUGAGGACAGUGAGAGCCUCAACUAAGGAAGCCCUCUGUGUGUACUUGCUGUGUGUGUAUGUGUAUGUGCCUACGUGUGUACCACAUGCAUAUCAGAUCACUAGAGUAAGGUUCUGUUUACUUCUGUUUAUCUACCGGUUAACUCUGGUGCUUGGGUGCUUGGCAGGACUGGAGUGAUGUGGGCAGUGUUGGAGUCUGAAGAUGAGGGUGUGUGUCUGACUUGCCAUCUUCAUUGAUGCUGCUAUACUUUUAGUGGUCUUUGUGUCAUUUUCGAUAGCUUUUAAAAUUGUCUCUGCUUCUCUUACGUUAUUUAAGAAUAUGGUCCUGUUGAGUGUGUGUGUAGACAAAUGUGUGUAUUUACAGAUUCACUGCAGGGGGAGUUCAGAACUCCAGCUCGUGCAGAGCUACCCUGAGCUCAGCCUCCCUGCUCAGGCUGUGGGACACUGGGGUCCAAAGGUUUACCAGACCCCUUGACGAUAUUAGUAGGGAGGGCUGGAAGGGGAGUUAGCACCUACUCCAUCAUUUUAGGAUUGGGAAAGGGGGGUCCUACAGGCCUCUUUUCCUGAUUUCUGAGGUUAGACAAACUGCUCCUGGAUGGACUGGUCAAAUUAAGGGACCUGCUUUAAGCAAUCUGUGGAGGCCACGCCGAGUAAUUAUGAAAGCCUUGAAGAAAAGUGACCUUUUAAAAAAGGAUCACCAUUUAUUUAUAUUUAUUUUCCUAAGUAGGUUUUUUUUUGUUUUGUUUUGGUGGGGGGACCCUUCUGGGUAACCUAACAGGUCUGGUUAGAAAUUGUCCUAAGGACCUGUGGGAAGAGGGGCUGUCCCCUUGUGCUUGAAGACAGUAUGGUUCUGAUAUGGGCCCAGCUACCCUGAUGGCCAUCCUUGGGGGGCAUGGACAGGCCUGGCUUGUAGCUAGAUCCACAGCCGUGUGUGCUAGCUCUUUGGGGUCCCUCCCCAUUGCACUUUUCCAUUGGGGGAAGAUGAGAAACGUGUGAGGACACGAGGGCUUAGUGCCAGGGUGCUGGUAGGGACCUCAGGGUAACUGAGCUGAAGAGGACUCGUCUAUCUGCCGACAGCCACUCUCUGUGGGCUCGUCCUGCCCUUCAGUCUGGCUGUGGAGGUGACAAUCACAUCUCUCCCUGUGCCUGGGAAGUGCCCUGGGGAAGAAGCCCAAGCCCUGGAUACUACCUUCUUCCAUGGUCCUCGGUGACUCCUGUAGAGUGGCGGGAAGGAAGGGGACAAGUGCUGGGCCUUUGGGGCCCCUGAUCUUUCCUAAGACUCGCCUAAAACUGCUCUCUGUCUUUUGGGGCCGGGAAGGGGGUUGGGGUGCUAGCUGGGCCACUGUGUGAAGCAGUGUGUGUCUAAUUUAACGGAUGUACCGCUUUCUCUGCUAAUUGAGAGAGCAUUAUUUAUUUGUUUUGACACAAGUGCUUGCAGUGUUUCAUCCCAGCUAAUGGCUUCUUAAAGGUAAUAAAACCCUCCAACCUAAUUGGCCAGAUAAGACUUUUUUCCUUGUGUGCUUAAAUAAAGCAAUUAGUGAAGCGCUUCUAUCCAAAAUGACUUUUUUUUGUCCUGACUAAUUUACUGUUACUGGAAACUUUGUACAAUAAAGCGAUCUUGCAGACUGAAGAGCAUCCCACAUUCCUAUAUUAAUGUUAAUGAUGGUCACACUCUGUCCCCAUGUGUCUGUGUUAGCAGGGGCCUGGCCCCUGGGGUCUCUGGGUCCGUGGCUAUUUAUUUCAUGCCCGAGGCCUCUGCCUCUGUUUAAAAGUCAGUUUGUCUAUCUAACGGAGGCCUGCAGAGGGACCAAUCAAUUUGCUAUCCAAUAUACAAAAAGGGAAACCACAUAAAAGACAUAAUUAUUUUUCUUUAUGAAAACACACUUUAUGUGAGCAUGUUUGGCAGUCCUCGGAGUGUGCCCAAAGUGGUUUGCACGUGCAGGCUCUAGGACCAUGCGUUGACAAAUGCCUUCCUCCAGAAUGGAAUGACAAACUUAAGGAACAAUGUCUGCUAGGAAUGUCCAGGUCUUCUUCCAAGGCCAGAGCAGAAUGUUGAUGCUCAUUUGCAUGUGUACCUGGGAGACAGACAUGAUGGAGGGCCAGAGUUGGGUGACUCUCACUGCCAGUGAGUCCUGUCAGACAGGUGGUCAGUCUUGAGUGCUCCCCAGAGAGCUUGCUGAGCCACAGAUGGUGUCCUGCACUCUGUUGUGUGGUCCCUUCCUUCUCAUCAACCAUUAGCGAGCCCAGAAGUCACUCACUCUCAAAGGACAGCCAUCGUCCCAUGGUGGUGAUGCUCGGUCUCUACGUCCUGCUGUGGGACGGCUUGUAAACGGAGAGGCUGGCAGCUGCAUGGGGAUGGUGUGUUUUCUGAGACAGGGUCUAUGUAGCCAGGUUGCCCUUGAACUUGUGACCUUGUCUUUACCUCCCACGUGUUGGGAUUAUGGCAGACAAGUGCAGGGCUGUGGUGGCUCUAGAAGGGGAGCACAGUUACAUUUGCAAUGGGGUCUUCGGUGAUCUGGGCUUCGAGUGGUCACACCGGAGUGCGCACAUACCGUUCACUAAUUAUCAGUGGACAUCGCCGUUACACAGACUGCUCUGAAACUUGGGCAUUAGGUCAGGGUUGGUGGGCAUUUGGCCUGUGUGACCCUUUGAGUCUCAUUUUGCCUGUCAGAGGACUGGAUGUAUGUGGAUUCACUCUGCUAAUCGUGGUGAACAUCAUCUGUGAAAUGAGAGCAGCCUUCCUUAUCUGUCUGCCAUUGCGAGGUCAUAGGCAGCCCACCCAUCUGCCCAAAGAUGUACGUGAAUGCCGUGGCAGAGCAGGCCAACUGUGAGCCUCCUUGCUUUGAUGGUCAGGAUCCCUUCUAUCUCUGCCACAUGGGGACUAUGUGAAGAAACCUUUUCAUGGUGAGCUGCCAUUAGGUAGAUAAAGGGCCAGCGGCAUCUGUGGUUGUACAGUAGGGUGUAAUUUCUUCUAAGGAGGCAGCGCUGGUCCAUCUGAUGUGUAUUUGGGAGCUUAGCUCUGCUCAGAGCCUGAUGUGUGGGUCUCAGUUGUAUAUUUCUGUGUUUAUUGGCCCUUUGAAACCUCUGGUUUUUCUCUGCAUUCUCUCGACCACCCACACAGCACCUUGCACCUUGUGUCUGAUGUUUUCGCGUAGUUGUUUUGUACUGAAGGAAAGCAGACCCUGCAAGCUGACGGGUGUCAGAACAGCUAAUGAGGGCACCGGCGGACAUGUCAACAGCUUGUGUAGAAGUGCUUCCUAUCCGGGGCUCAGAAUUAGACUGAGGGACGCCAGCUGUGUGCAUCUUGUCCCCAACUCCAUACCACCCUCAGACAGGCUAAACCCGGCAAUGUUGGGUUUUCUUACCACAUCAAGGGGCCUUCCACAGAGCCAAAUGGCAGAGACUCGUGCACAAUUAUCUGGCCAAUUGAGGCAAAAGAAAAUAAUCAUUUGUCCAAUUGUGCAAAUGAGCUCUCUGGACUGUCCUGAAUGCUGCGAUAAUUGUGUGGUCCUCCACUUUCCAUCCCAUAAUCUGGCAAAAAUGGGCUAUUUAAACAAGGCUCCAUUUGAUAAUGCACAUUCAAAUCAGGCUUCGGUAAAGCACACCACUGGGUUUAGCAUUUUCUGUUUGUCAACUAUAAUUCUAUAAUUGCUUUAAGCUAACCAUCCAAAUUCCACCAUUAGUAAUCACUGUUUCUCAUUUACAGAUGUGAUAGAGGCCAAGGGCCCUGUUUGUAUCAUUUGAUCUCCUCCCAGGAAGUGCUGAGGGAAUCAAAUGCUUGUUUUUUUAACUUCACGUUCUGACCCAGGGCAUCAGACCUCUGUGCCUUCCCCUUUCCCAGAUGGGGAAACUGAGACCCAUACCAGGAUGUGCCAUGGUCACAAGGCUGACGUAGCUCAGACCUGGAAUUGUCAGCCCCCUCAUUUCUAGACCAGCGCUCUGUUUUAAUUGUUCAUUUCUUUCCAUAAAAUUAAAUGACCUUCUUCAAGAAAGAUUUAAUGGUCAAGAUGUGAUUUGGUAAAAGCUUCCUCCAGGGUUUUUUCUUAUUACAGAGAUGAUGCCAGGCUGCAGCUAAGAGAGACUCGCAGACAGUGGUGAGCCAUUAUCCCCAGUUGAGCUCUGUGUAAUUGGUGCGAAGAGAUUGCGGCUGACGAAUCAGCCUGCUGCUGAACAGAGAGUGAUUGUGUGCUGGCGGGCCCAGUGGCUGUACAUGUGAGCUCGCAGUUGUUUACAAAAGGUAUAUGUGUGCAUAGAAUGCUCACGGAGAUGGAUAAUGUCAUUUUAAAGUUGUAAAUAAUAAAAAAUAGUCUCGGGUAGACCUGAUUUUACAAUUGCCUGAGAAUGUGGUACUUCAUUUCAACACUAUGCGAUGGCUAGAAAUUGAUUUUUUUUUAAAAUCCAAUUAAGCCUCAAGGUUGGUUAUCCAUUUAAAAGGUCGGAUGAGUUGAACAGUGACAGUACCUUCGGUUCAUGCUAAUAAUUAGAUUUACACAGAGCUCCAGCCCUCAUCUCUGCCUCAUGGAGGCUUAUGUUUUCUGUCUGCACAGCUCCCAGCUGUCCAAGCCCCCAGCCAAUAGUACAGACAAACCAGCAGAGCAGGGACCCAGACCUCCUGAGUCCCCAACUGGUAACUGACCCAAGCUUUCAGAAUCCUCCCUAAAGAUUGUGUGUGGGUCACAGCACCUGGAUGCCCCCUCUUUUGUAGCCCUGGGAGUCCUGGGAGAUGGGAAGUCGCAUCUCAUUUGAAGAUUUGGUGCUGUCCAGUUUCAUGUGCAGAUUAAUUCAAUGCAACAAAUAAAUCCUGGUUUUAAAA
Molecule: messenger RNA, 14153 nt
Organism: Alexandromys fortis (reed vole)
Lineage: Eukaryota; Metazoa; Chordata; Mammalia; Rodentia; Cricetidae
Gene: Stx16
Product: syntaxin 16
Exons: 9
Coding region: 7480-8301 (273 amino acids)
Biological process (GO): intracellular protein transport; vesicle fusion; vesicle-mediated transport
Cellular component (GO): endomembrane system; SNARE complex; membrane
Molecular function (GO): SNARE binding; SNAP receptor activity
Source: RefSeq, a predicted model, not a curated record